CAAUACUUGGGCCUUUGUCAAGGAUUCAGGUUAAUCCCGUCACCCACGAGGCUCGUGCGUUUUUUGAAGUGACGGUGCUAACACAUUAUUAUUAUUAUUUUUUUUUCAGCUUAUACCCGUCCGCAUAUAACUGACGAGCAGGAGGAGUUCAUCCAUCGGGUUCUAGAAAUUCCUUUGGAGGACCGUAAGUGCAGGGAUUUGAUUACCCUUGACACCCUCCAUCUAUACUGUGGGGGCCCAAAUCCGUCAGCGGAAGCUCGCAGGUUGGAGGAGUUUGCGCGACGUCGUAAGUAGACUUUUAUUUUUCCGUCAGUUUCAUUAUUUCCGUCACUUUUCCUAAAGUGUUUUCUUUGUGUUGUAGAGAUGGAUUCUGCGAAGCAAAGGAUACGGGCUGCCGCAGCUCGUCAGAAGGAGGAGAGGAAGGCCAAGGAAGCAGGGGGGGAAGCCUCGUCAACCCCCACGGCCGUCGCCAAAGUGGCGAAGAGGAAACCUGACGGGAGUGACGGCCGACCCUCAAAAAAGCCUGCCGUUACUCCGUCAGUCGACCCAUUGAAGGAAAAGUCCCCUCCGACGUCUGGCCAUGGUGCGGGAAAGGGGGUGAUGACUUCCGCUGGUCCCGUCCCUGAGGGUCCGUGCCGUCUCCUAACCCACAAAGAAUAUGCCGUCGGGGAGGUUGAGUCCCUGAUAAAACCAACGGACAUGGAGCCCUGUGAUCAAGUAGGGACGGAGGAUUUAGGGGCGUCGGCCCUCUUUGAUCUCUCCAGGGCCUUGGUUCGUGUCAAAGCCCUCCGUGACCGUUGCGUGGCGAAGGAGGGGGUCGUCAGUCGAGUCCGCAGCCAUAACAAGAACUUGCUGAAUCAGCAGGCUCAGUAUAAGGAAGCCGUCCGUAUCCUGAACCAGGAGCUGCAGGAUGUUAAUGCUAAACUGACGGCGGCCAAUGGCGAGAACGUCAAGCUCCAAGGAGAGGUGACGGCUCUGGAGGAGAGGCUACAGACGGCGGGGGCUGACGCGAUCAGGGACUUCAAAACGUCGCAGUCUUUCAUCGACUCAUGUGGUCAGUAUUAUGGCACUGGGUUUGAUGAUUGCCUUCGUCAGGUUGCGUCGGCCUUCCCGGAUCUGGACUUGUCUGGGAUUACAAUGGACGAUGGAGACGACGUCUCUCUUCAGCCCGAACCCACACCGGAGCAUGACGGCAGCGUCGUCCUGGCUCAGCCUGCCGCUAAUCCUACUGCUUCCGAUUCUCCUGCUGUUAUAGUGGACGUUGAAGACCGUCUUGCUGACGGCAAUCCUGCUGACGUUCCUGCUGCCUAAUUAUGGCUUUGUAGUUUGCUUCUUUUUUCUUUUUUCAUCUCUUCUGGAAAACAGUCGUAAUUUUUAGACAGUUUUAGUUUUAAACAGUUUUAAACAAUUGUAGUUUUAAACAAUUGUAAUGUUUAAGUGCCCUUGACGUUUAUGCAUAGUUGCACGUAUUUCAUUUCCGUCG
Messenger RNA from Quercus robur (English oak), 1483 nucleotides. RefSeq lists its product as uncharacterized. NCBI's taxonomy places the organism in Eukaryota, Viridiplantae, Streptophyta, Magnoliopsida, Fagales, Fagaceae. The transcript is spliced from 2 exons. The record is from RefSeq and is a predicted model, not a curated record. Bases 364 to 1311 code for a protein of 315 amino acids.